ACUAAGUGAUCACAUCAUUAUCAUAGCCAUCAUGUUUAGCAACAUCUUUACAUUUAUGAUACCGUCGUUGUCGUCGACAUCAUUAUUAUCAUAAUAUCAUCAUCAUUAUCAUUAUCAUCACCACCAGCAACCUACUACAAUAACAAUAACCACACCGCCGCUGUCGCAAUCCCUGACGCCGUUUCCGUCACCGACAACGAUAACAAGGAAGGUUCCUCAAUGCAGUUGCUCUUCCUGCUAGAAAUAGCAACCGAAUUUUCUUCAAACUGUUGUAUCUGAAAGGUUUUUUUUUUUUUAUAGGAAGUGUUCAUUAGAUGUGACCCUGUAGACUACUGCCUAAAAGUAGAAAAGCAAAAACAAAAACAAAAGCAUUUUAAGACAAAAACAGUUAAGCAUGGUAGUCAUGGCCGGUAUGCCUGUGAUCAUAGGUCUGCUCGAUUAGGGCUGAUCUAGAGUUGAUCGGCAACAAAAGCAACAGCGUUUCCAUCUUACCGCCUCCAUCUUAGCGUCUCCAUCUUACCGCCUCCAUCUUACCACCACCACGACGACCACCACGACGACCACCACGACCACCACCACGACCACCACCACGACCAACACGACCACCACGACCACCACCACCGCCGCCGCCGCCAUCAUCAUCAUCAUCAUCAUCAUCAUCAUCAUCAUCACCAUCAUCGUCGUCACUAUCAUCGUAUUCAACAACUACAAAUACUGACAAGGACGACAUAAUUUCAGAAGAAAACAUUAACCUUGCCGUUGAUUUAUGAAAUUCCGUCGUCUCCUGAUCCACCCCACUCUCUUCCGCUUUCACCCCGUCCUCCUCCUCCUCCUCCUCAUCAUCAUCAUCAUUGCCAUCAUCCUCACUUGACGUACACAAAUGGAUUCGUCAAUGUCUUACUGGUCUAUUGUGAUCGCCCUCAAUUGGUUUUUUCACGGGACCCUUUCAACAACGACAGGGACCCCCAGUGUAAACAACAAUAGUACCAACAACACCGACACCAGCAGCGACAUCAUAGAGAUCAAAGUCGGCGUACUCGGACUGGAUUAUGAUGGCUACCCUUUCAGUAUAGACCGAAUAGGUCCGGCUAUCGAACAGGGUAUCGAACGGGUCAACAGUGACAUGCUUAAUUCCAGUUUCAAAUUGACACCUGUUAUCAAAGUCUACGGCCAUUAUUGCGCUACAGGCAAAGCACCAGGCAUGGCAGCCGAGUUGUUCUACCAUGAUAAAAUCGUAGCAUUCAUUGGUCCUGCUUGCACAUAUGCUGUCGAACCGACCAGCCUCAUGGCAUCGUAUUGGGAUAUUCCAUUAAUUACAGGUCUUGGUGAUAACGGAAAGUUCAAAAACAAAACCAUUUAUACAACGAUGACCCGGAUGUCGUUUUGCCAGUGUAGAAUCCGCCGAGUGCUCUCCAGUGUCUUCCACUAUUACCAUUGGAAAAAUAUUUCACUUAUAUAUGACGUCAGUGACGCUAAUUCGGAUGUGUUGGGAAACAGCUUGAAAGACGGUCUUGUGAAGUCUGGCUUCGAACCGAACGUUAUUUCUUUCAACGGAAUUUUUAACACUAGCUUACGUUAUUAUUUACAGUCAGCAUCUAGUAGAUCCAGAAAAUUUGAGAAGAACGUGAAAGAAGUAGCUGAAAGAAAAUAUAACUUCACCUUCGGAGAAGAAAAGGCAAAUUAUCUCAUUGGUACUUUUUAUGAUUCGGCAAUUUUGUAUGGUUAUGCUCUUAACGAAACACUUGAAAGUGGUAGAAACAUUCGAAAUGGUACCGACGUCACUAGAAGAAUGUGGAAUCGUAAUUUUACAGGUAUAACUGGAGAAGUGGUUGUUGAUGAUAACGGAGACCGAGAAUCAAGUUUCUCAAUUCUGGAUAUGAAUCCUAUCACUGGAAGAUUUCAGGUGAGUUUAACCAGCUAUAUUAUGAGCAGAUUGAUUAUUCUUGGAGUUGUAGAGUAUUUGUCGGGAGUAUAA
Molecule: messenger RNA, 1975 nt
Organism: Octopus bimaculoides (California two-spot octopus)
Lineage: Eukaryota; Metazoa; Mollusca; Cephalopoda; Octopoda; Octopodidae
Product: atrial natriuretic peptide receptor 1
Biological process (GO): protein phosphorylation; intracellular signal transduction; cGMP biosynthetic process
Cellular component (GO): plasma membrane
Molecular function (GO): adenylate cyclase activity; peptide receptor activity; protein kinase activity
Source: RefSeq, a predicted model, not a curated record